Tarenaya hassleriana is the source of this 1698-nucleotide messenger RNA. RefSeq lists its product as uncharacterized. The record is from RefSeq and is a predicted model, not a curated record. Lineage: Eukaryota; Viridiplantae; Streptophyta; Magnoliopsida; Brassicales; Cleomaceae. The coding region runs from base 112 to 1560 and encodes 482 amino acids. Gene Ontology annotation, molecular function: kinase activity. The transcript is spliced from 5 exons.
UUUAUCCUGUUUCCGACCCCCUUCGAUCUUCCUCUCCGUCUUUGUGGAUGGAGAUGAGCGCUCCGUGAGCUUCGAACCAAGGAAAGAGAAAAAACCCUGAUCCCCAAAAUAAUGUCUCUCUCGCUCUUCUCGCAAGUCUCCACCUCUCUCUCCUUCCACGUUUCCGCCAUUACCGCUCCUCAUUCCUCUCUCUGCCCUCUCUCAUGUAUAUAUCACCGCAAGGGCAGUUAUGGAACGGCAUCAGCGUGGGUUUCCCGCGGUUACGGAGGCUCGGGGAGCUUGGGAAUGAUUCCCAUGGACGAAAAGAGGCAAUUGCGUUUCUUGGUUUCUUCUGUUUGUAGGUGCGAUAAGAAAAUUAACGGUAACGGAGGAGAAUUUGGUGAAGGUGAAGAGGAGAAGAAGAAUGGUGAAGCUGGCCACGAGAGCGAAGAAGAUGAGGAAGAUACCCAGAGCUCAGAUGUUUCUUCCCCUUCUUCACCAGAGAGAUGGGAUGUUUUGGGCCUCGGACAAGCCAUGGUAGAUUUUUCCGGUGUUGUGGACUAUGGGUUUCUAACGAAACUGGGUUUAGAGAAGGGGACAAGGAAAAUCAUAAAUCACGAGGAGAGGGGUAAAGUAUUGCAAGCAAUGGAUGGCUGCAGCUAUAAGGCGGCAGCCGGAGGCUCUUUAUCGAAUACACUAGUGGCUUUGGCUAGAUUAGGUAGUCGAUCCAUCGGUGGCCCGCCUUUAAAUGUAGCGAUGGCGGGAAGUAUAGGAGGCGACCCUUUGGGUAGCUUUUACAGGACAAAAUUACGCCGAGCCAAUGUAAAUUUUCUUUCUACCCCAAUCAAGGAUGGAACAACUGGAACAGUGAUAGUUCUGACAACCCCUGAUGCACAACGUACUAUGCUUGCAUAUCAGGGAACAUCUUCAGCAGUAAAUUAUGAUUCCUGUCUGGCUAGUUUAAUCUCCAAGACGAGCAUAUUUGUUGUGGAAGGCUACCUGUUUGAACUCCCCGAUACGAUACGGACCAUAACAAAGGCAUGCGAAGAAGCUCGUAGAUGCGGAGCCCUUGUCGCCGUGACAGCGUCCGACGUCUCUUGCAUAGAGAGGCACUUUGACGACUUCUGGGAGAUUGUGGGUAAUUACGCCGAUAUUGUAUUUGCAAAUAGCGAAGAAGCAAGAGCUUUCUGUGAUUUCUCCCCCGAGGAAAGUCCCGUCUCGGCCACAAGAUACCUAAGCCACUUUGUCCCGUUUGUUUCGGUUACCGACGGCCAUAAAGGGUCGUACAUCGGGGUAAAAGGCGAGGCCAUAUACAUACCGCCUUAUCCAUGCGUGCCCGCCGACACUUGCGGGGCCGGAGACGCUUACGCUUCGGGAAUCCUGUACGGUAUACUGAGAGGCGUCUCGGACAUAAAGGGGACGGGAAGUUUGGCGGCCAGAACCGCUGCCACGGUUGUCGGACAACAAGGGACGAGGCUGCGGGUUCAGGACGCGGUGGAUAUCGCUCGGUCUUACGCCUUCCGUCUGAACAGCUCGGGUUUUCGAAACGACGUCGGGUCUGAUCAGAUCUCGAGCUUGUGAGGUCUUGAAUUGGCUUCAUUCUUUCUCGUAUUUUGGUGUCUCCGCACGUUGCCGUGAUACUUUUCUCUCGUUCAAGGUUGAAAAGACUUUAGGAAUAUUGCGAUUUGUGUAUAAUAUAUAGUCCCUUCCCAUUAUAUA